AUUUUCUUUUGAGACCGAUUUACGUCCGUUUCGGAAGACAUCCUUGCCCGUUGGACAUCCAGGGACAACUGAUAUCUUCUCUGUAUCAUCAUUUGUUCAAUCUUUGUCAACUUGAAUCGACUUGAAGCCAGUUUAGCUCCACGGUUCUGACCAGUGUUUCGUCGUGCCGGCGAGUUCUCCACUCUUUGUCUCAAGCGGAUAAACCGCAGCGGGCUCCUUGAAAGGAGCCCACGCGGGUAAGUCUCUUUCUACGUUACAAAACAAAGUAUUUGUUACACCGUCAACUCUUAUAUCCUGUGAAGUAUUCCUUGUGCUGCUGAUUAUUUCUCUGUUUCAGUUCACGGCGCCCUCCCCACUCCCGCCAAAUUUACCCAGUUAAUUAGAUCAGUGGACCUUGCCAGGUGGAAAUCGCGUUGUCUACAUUCCGUCACCAUGCCAACGCGGGGCCAAAAACAACAGGUCGAUGAAGAUGUCGUUACUCUGGGAACUUUGAAGGAAAUGCUUGAUCAACAAAAAACACAGUAUGAAGAUUUGUUGAGCAGACAACAAUCAAUCUUCCAGUCCUUCAUCACAUCUGUCAUGGAUUCAACUAACAAACGAAUGGAUAAUCUUAUCCGUGAGGUUCAGGAGAUUAAAGACAGUCUUCAGUACUCCCAAGCGGAGAUCCAAGACCACAAAUCGAGACAACAUGACCUGAGUCUCCACAUCAAGGAAGUUGAGGCCAAAAUGGAUCGUCUCGGAGCUGACAUGAACACGAUCGCCCACAAAUCCGACUACCUGGAGAAUCAGUCCCGUCGCAACAACAUACUGUUUGACGGCGUUCCCGACAACAAGCAGGAGAACUGGUCUCGGUGUGAACAAAAGGUACCAGACAUUCUUAAGGACAAACUCAAGCUGGAUCCCCUAAAGAUCGAGAUCGAGCGCUCCCAUCGCAAUGGAAAAUUCCAAGAGGAGGGCCGGCCACGGCCCAUCGUUGUGAAGCUUCUGCGUUACAAAGACAAGGAAGCAAUCUUGCAGAGAGCAAAGCACCUCAAGGGUUCUAACAUCUAUGUAAAUGAAGACUUUUCAGAUGCUGUACGUCAAAAACGCAAGGAACUACUACCAGAAAUGAGGGCUCAGAGAGAGCGAGGAAACAUUGCUUUCUUGAGAUUUGAUCGGCUUGUAGUGCAUCCACCGAGGAGUCCUAACGCUUGAAGAAUAGUAUAUACAACCAGUAACUUACCAUGGUAACUAUACAUCUUGAACAUGAACCCUACUAAUAAUCAACACUCAUCUCCAAUCACCGACCUGAGCUCUUUAGUUUUCAACCCCUUUGACCUCAAUCUAAAUGAUAAUGUUUGUGACACACCCCUAUCAUCUCUAGACCCUGAUUCGAACUUCUUUUGUAAUUUUUAUGGUUCUUCUAAGAAUACUUCCCAAUACUAUGAUAUUGAUUCUUUUGUAAACUCAUGUAAUUUAAGCAAGAGACGUUCUCUAUCGUUGUUUCAUUUGAAUGCUAGGAGCUUUCCACGCCACUUCGAGCAGCUUAAU
Molecule: messenger RNA, 1530 nt
Organism: Branchiostoma belcheri (Belcher's lancelet)
Lineage: Eukaryota; Metazoa; Chordata; Leptocardii; Amphioxiformes; Branchiostomatidae
Exons: 1
Coding region: 433-1194 (253 amino acids)
Biological process (GO): retrotransposition
Cellular component (GO): ribonucleoprotein complex
Molecular function (GO): single-stranded RNA binding
Source: RefSeq, a predicted model, not a curated record